This is a messenger RNA of Polyodon spathula (Mississippi paddlefish), 2500 nucleotides long. RefSeq names its product carnitine O-palmitoyltransferase 1, liver isoform-like. Gene Ontology annotation, molecular function: carnitine O-palmitoyltransferase activity. Gene Ontology annotation, cellular component: mitochondrion. The coding region runs from base 294 to 2342 and encodes 682 amino acids. The record is from RefSeq and is a predicted model, not a curated record. The transcript is spliced from 19 exons. Gene Ontology annotation, biological process: carnitine metabolic process; fatty acid metabolic process. Lineage: Eukaryota; Metazoa; Chordata; Actinopteri; Acipenseriformes; Polyodontidae.
AUUUCGAUAUCUUGGGUUUCGGUCGUCAAGACAACGACGCUCCCUUGUCACAUGACAGGGGGAGAGCGAAUCCUGCUCGGUCGCCAGGACAACCAACCCCCCCCGUCACAUGACAGGGGUGGGGGCAGACAGGGCGUGGCCCGGCUUCGCUUCGAUGACGACACGCAGCUGCAUCGGGAGAGAAAGAGAAGACUUGAGAAGCGGCGAGAUUUCAAAUUGAUUUAUUAGUUUUUAAAAAGCCUCCUCCUCUCCUCCUCCUCCUCCUCCUCCUCCUCUCUCUCGUUCUCUCCGUCAUGGCAGAAGCUCACCAGGCUGUGGCGUUCCAAUUCACUCUCACCCCCGAGGGAAUCGAUCUGCAGCUCAGCCACGAAGCUCUGAGACAAAUCUACCUGUCAGGACUGAGAUCCUGGAGGAAGAGGCUGACGAGAGUCAAGAACAGUGUGAUCACGGGGGUCUACCCCGCCAGCCCCUCCAGCUGGCUCUUCGUUGUCAUAGCGAUCCUGGCCACCAUGUACACAAGGAGCGACCCAUCGAUGGGACUGAUAGAGAAGAUACAGGAACACCUGCCAGCCAGUCUCUUCUCUUCUCAGGGUUUGGUUCGCUUGUUCUCUGGCAGGAAACCUCUCCUGUACAGCUACCAGUCCUGCCUCCCACACCUGCCAGUACCAGGCAUCCAGGACACCAUGAAGAGAUAUCUGGAGUCUGUCCGGCCCUUGCUGGAUGACUCUCAGUUCCAGCGCAUGUCGGCCCUGAGCAAGGACUUCGAGAGGGGCCUGGGGCCCAAGCUGCAGUGGUACCUGAGACUGAAAGCACUGUGGGCAGCCAACUACGUGAGUGACUGGUGGCUCUCUCUCUCUCUCUCUCUCUCUCAGGAUUUCCUGUAUGUUACUCCAACCCCCAUCGCCGCAGCGAGAGCAGGAAAUGCAAUCCACGCCUUUCUGCUGUACCGGAGAAAACUGAACAGAGAGGAGCUGAAACCAAGUAUGGUUCCCGGCACAAUCAUCCCUCUCUGUUCAGCUCAGUGGGAGCGAAUGUUCAACACCUGCAGAAUACCUGGAGAGGAGACAGACUCUCUCCAGCACUUCUCUGACAGUAAGCACGUGGCUGUGUUUCAUCGUGGUCGGUUCUGGAGAGUCUGGGUGUAUCACGGGGGCCGGCUCCUGUCGCCGCGGGAGAUCGAGACUCAGAUUCAACACAUCCUGGACGACGACAGUGACCCGCAGCCUGGGGAAGAGAAGCUGGCCGCACUGACCGCGGGAGAGAGGGUUCCCUGGGCGAAAGCUCGGAAGAGCUACUUCAGGUCAGGGCGGAAUCGCCAGUCCCUCGACAUCAUUGAAAAGGCUGCGUUCUUCGUCUCCCUCGACGACGGGGAGCAGGGCAUGCUGGGAGAGGAUCCGGGCAAGAGCCUGGACGCUUACGCCAAGUCACUGCUGCACGGGAACUGUGACGACAGGUGGUUUGAUAAGUCCUUCACGUUCGUUGUGUACAGCAAUGGCAAGAUUGGUUUGAAUGCUGAGCACUCCUGGGCUGACGCUCCUGUCGUUGCUCAUCUCUGGGAGUUUGUUUUGGCGGUGGACAGUUUCCAGCUGGGGUACAAUGAGGAGGGGCACUGCAAGGGUGCGGUCGACCCCUCCAUCCGCCCCCCCCAACGCCUGUCCUGGGACAUCCCCAAAGAGUGUCAGGAUGUGAUCUCUCGCUCUGUCUCGAUCCAUCUCUCGCCCUCUCUGAUCGCUCUGCAACUCGCUCACUACAGAGACAAAGGGAAGUUCUGUCUGACCUAUGAAGCGUCGAUGACUCGUUUGUUCAGGGAGGGGAGGACGGAGACGGUCCGGUCCUGCACCAGCGAGUCCUGCGCCUUCGUCAGAGCGUUGGAGAGCCAUGAAACUGAGGGGGCGGAGCUCCUGCGACUGUUCCGAUUGGCUGCAGAGCGGCAUCAGCAGCUGUACCGGCUGGCUAUGACUGGCAGCGGGAUUGACCGGCAUCUCUUCUGUCUGUACGUGGUGUCAAAAUACCUGGGAGAGGAAUCGCCCUUCCUGAGAGAGGUCCUCUCUGAGCCGUGGCGUCUCUCUACCAGUCAGACUCCAGUCCAGCAAGUGGAGCUGUUCGAUCUCGUGAACCAUCCCGACUACAUCUCCUGUGGGGGGGGCUUCGGACCUGUAGCGGAUGAUGGCUACGGUGUUUCCUACAUAAUUGUUGGAGAGAAUCUCAUGAACUUCCACGUGUCGUCCAAGAUCUCCAGCCCUGAGACUGACUCUCAUCGGUUUGGUUCUCAUAUUCGUCAGUCUCUGCUCGAUCUCGUCUCUCUCUUCAAACCCGAGGGAAGCUCCAAGAAACAGCUGUGAGGACCCCGGCCGUCCCUCUCGCUGCCUGAACAGAGAGAGAGGACCGAGGAAGAGGAAGGGGAGGAAGGAUUCGUGUACUCAGAGUUCUCUCUCUCUCAGCGUUUUGUCUGUGGCAAAGUGAAGAAGUUUGUCUGUCUGUGUGUGUCUGUUUUUUCUCU